GACGCCAUACAGGUAAACAAAUACAUGCAAGGCAAACUCAGACCAUCUUCAGUUAGAAAAAUGUUCUCAGUGUGAAAUAGUCAUAACAUGAACAUCUAUAAGAUGCGUUUGCUUUAAUUUAGAUAUAUUGCACAUUGUAUCAUUGUUGAUCUGUUUAAGAUGAACACAAGAGGAAAGGAUUAAAGCAUUCAAAUCUCCUGAGGAAUCACAGGGAUCUGAUAUGACGAUACAAGAUGAACCACUACACAGAAAACAGACGAGUCGAGACCUGCCCGACCUCAUCCACACGCCCUAAACCGGCUCAUAACAGAGAUGUUUAUAAAGAUUCAUUUGCUAAUGAUCUUAAUGUUGUCUAAUUAUAUUGUGAGGACACACAAGGGACAAACGCAUUCAGUAGUAAACAAUAAAUAAAAAAAUAGAUCAAAAAGUUAACAAUAAAAAUAAAUCUUCAACAAAAUGACAAUUUAGAAAAAACUCCUACAAAAAUAAAGGAAAAUCUAGAACGUUUACAUUUAGUCAUUUAGCAGAUGCUUUAUCCAAAGCGACUUACAAAUGAGGUAAACAAUAGAAGAAAUUAGAGCAGCACAAGAGCACUGGAACUUAUCAAGUCUAACACAGUAUACAUAGACAAGGAUAGGAAAGAUAAAGAUAGAAAAUGAGAUAAAAAUAUUAAAUUCUGUAUUAGUAAGUGAGGUGUUGGCAGAGAUGGCGACAGAAUCAGCAGAUCUCAACCCGCAGAUCAUUUCAAAGAUGUGGGACAGAUCCAGAGAAGGUACGCAAUAGUGAUUUUCCCCCUUUUUGGGACGGCACCACAAGAAAUAAUAAAAUCAAGCGAGAGCAAAAGAAAUUUACAAAAAUAAGAGAAUAAAAAGAUCACCCAAAGAGCUGAUUUUAUUUACUUAAACACGUACAAAACCAACAAUAUGAGCAAGCAAUAUGAACGUUCACUGAAGGCUCGAGUAAUCGUUCUUGUUUUCUUGGUUUCCUUGGUUUGUGCCGGGUCCCACGGGUCCAUUAGAAGCUAUAUAUUCACGUAGCAUGAGUCGUCAACUACAGAAAAUCCUACAAACAGAACAUUUCCAAACGCUUGGACACAGGAGCGGGUCUAUGGACUUAUGCAUCACUAUCAAAGGCGUCUCCUUCCUCUUGCAGGCAGGACUGGGCAUCCUUGCCAAUGUCCUGGUCCUACUGGCCUACAUCCACAUCAUUCUGACCGAUCUGAACCUGCAGCCCGUGGACAUGAUUAUGUGCCACCUGGCCCUCGCUGAUCUCAUGUUGCUGCUGACGCGCUGCAUCCCGCAGACCAUGACCGUGUUCGGCCUGCGAAAUCUGCUCGACGACGGCGGCUGCAAGGUGGUGAUCUACACGUAUCGCAUCGCCAGAGCUCUGUCGGUCUGCAUCACCUGCAUGCUGAGCGUCUUCCAGGCGGUGACCGUUGCGCCUGCGUCAGGAGCGUAUCUGUCCAGGCUUAAGGCCAAGCUGCCGCAGCUGGUUCUCCCUACGUUUGCGAUGCUGUGGUUUAUAAACAUGGCCGUCUGUAUAGCCGCCCCGUUCUUCUCUGUGGCCCCUCGUAACGGUACCGUCCCCCCGUUCACACUCAAUCUGGGUUUCUGCCAUGUCGACUUCCACGAUAACUUGUCCUACAUCAUUAACGGGGUCGCGGUAUCGGUGCGAGACUUUGCUUUCGUGGGCCUGAUGCUGGGCUCCAGCGUCUACAUCCUGGUCCUCCUGCAUCGCCACAGCAGGAAAGUGAGAGGCAUCCGGCGGUCACAACAGGGCGGCACCAUGGAAACACGGGCUGCCAAGACGGUGCUGAUGUUGGUGGUUCUGUAUGCUGUGUUUUUUGGCAUCGAUAACGUGAUCUGGAUCUACAUGCUUACCGUGACCCAGGUGCCUCCCGUCGUGGCCGAUAUGAGAGUGUUUUUCUCCUCGUGUUAUGCGUCUCUCAGCCCGUUCCUCAUCAUCUCCUCUAAUAAGAAGGUCAAAGCGAGGAUGAUGUGUGCAGCCUCAGACCAAGAGCAGCAAGCAGUGGACAACAAGGACUCAAAUGUUAAAAAAUGACCAGAACAUAGAGCUCUGGGUCUGGGGAAAGAGUUGUAAUUGGGUUAAAAAUAUUAAUAAAAAAACUGUAUAGUAUGCCAUAUCUAUAUCUGAAAUUUC
Messenger RNA from Paramisgurnus dabryanus, 2160 nucleotides. RefSeq names its product olfactory receptor class A-like protein 1. Lineage: Eukaryota; Metazoa; Chordata; Actinopteri; Cypriniformes; Cobitidae. Gene Ontology annotation, cellular component: membrane. Gene Ontology annotation, biological process: G protein-coupled receptor signaling pathway. The record is from RefSeq and is a predicted model, not a curated record. Gene Ontology annotation, molecular function: pheromone receptor activity.